Molecule: messenger RNA, 2206 nt
Organism: Salpingoeca rosetta
Lineage: Eukaryota; Choanoflagellata; Craspedida; Salpingoecidae
Product: alanine aminotransferase
Exons: 2
Coding region: 323-1768 (481 amino acids)
Biological process (GO): biosynthetic process
Molecular function (GO): pyridoxal phosphate binding; L-alanine:2-oxoglutarate transaminase activity
Source: RefSeq, a predicted model, not a curated record
GUCGAAUUGUGGCGCGCAUCUUUCGCAAAUCAUCGUACCACCCCACCAACUUGCCGCAACAUCCGCCUUUCUUCGUCCAGCCACAAGCGCAUCAGCAGCCAACUUUCACUUCCUUCCUCUCUCACUUCUCUCUUGUGCUCGUGUGUGAUCUCCAUCCACUCCACCCACGCUCACAUCAACCACCCCACGCUCUCACACACACACUCUCUCACAGUCUAUCAAGUGCUCCCUCCCCCCUUACACCCGCCUUACACUCCCCUCUUACACUUCCCCUCCUCCUCCUCCUCCUCCUCCUUUUCUGCGACCACAACAAACAGCAAAGAUGACGGAUCCCCGCCCCGACGCCGUGCUGCACCCUGAAGGCCGCAUCAACCAGUUUGUGAUCGCCUCCCACUAUGCCGUGCGCGGCACCAUCUACAUUGAGGCGCAGAAGCGCAAGGCGAGCGGCAAGGAAGUCAUCUUCACCAACAUCGGCAACCCGCAGUCCCUUGGCCAGAAGCCCAUCACCUUCCCGCGCCAGGUCAUCUCCCUGGUCACAUGCCCGCAGCUGCUGGAGCACCCCGACGUGGGCAAGCUGUUCCCCGAGGACGCCAUCGCGCGUGCAAAGAAGUACCUGGACAACCUCCCCGGUGGCUCCGGCGCAUACCAGGACUCGCGCGGCAACAUGUACGUGCGCCAGGAGGUGGCCGACUUCAUCGCCCGCCGUGACGGGCACCCGGCCAACCCAGAACACAUCUUCCUCAGCGACGGCGCCUCCCCCGCCAUCCAGCGCUGCCUGAACAUGCUCAUCCGCGACCAGAAGGAUGGCAUCCUCCUGCCCACCCCGCAAUACCCGCUGUACUCUGCCUCCGUUGCCCUGCUUGGCGGCGUCAUCCUCGGCUACGGCCUGCAGGAGGAGCAGGGCUGGUCCCUGUCCAUCGACAACCUCAACGAGGUGGUCGCCGACGCCAAGGAGCGCGGCCUCACCGUGCGCGCGCUCGUCGUCAUCAACCCGGGCAACCCGACCGGCCAGGUGCUCUCUCGCGAGAACAUGGAGGAGAUUGCCCGCUGGGCCGCCGUCAACCGCGUCGUGCUCCUUGCGGACGAGGUGUACCAGACCAACGUCUACGGCUCCCGCCCCUUCAUCUCCUUCAAGAAGGUGGUGACGGAGAUGGGCGACGAGGGCAAGAAUGUCGAGCUCAUUUCCUUCCACACCGUGUCCAAGGGCGUGUUUGGCGAGUGCGGCCGCCGCGGCGGGUACCUGGAGGCCACCAACAUCCACCCGGGCGCGUUGGACCAGCUGUACAAGGUGUUCUCCAUCGGCCUGUCGUCCAACGUUGACGGCCAGCUCAUGAUGGGCCUCAUGUGCAACCCGCCCAAGCCCGGCGACGCCUCGUACGAGCAGUACGAGCAGGAGUGCGAUGCCAUCUUCCAGUCCCUCAAGCGCCGCGCCGAGAUGAUCUCCAACGCCUUCAACGCCCUCCCCGGCGUCUCCUGCCAGAACGUCGAGGGCGCGUUGUAUGCGUUCCCGCGUGUGCGCCUGCCAGAGGCUGCGGUGAAGGAGGCCGAGAAGAAGGACAUGGGCCCAGACCUCUUCUACUGCCUGGAGCUGCUGCAUGCCACGGGCAUCUGCGCUGUGCCCGGGUCUGGCUUUGGCCAGGAGGAGGGCACCUUCCACUUCCGCACCACCAUCCUCCCCGCCGAGGAGCAGAUGCCGCGUGUCAUCGACCUCUUCACCUCCUUCCACAAGGACUUUCUCCAGCGCUUUGGCAUGCCCUCCAAGAUGUGAGCGCGCGCGUGUCAGGUUGCACAUAGUAGCAGCAGUUGUUUGUGUUGACCGUGCAGGGGCGUGCGUGUGCCUGGGCGUGCAUGUGUGCGUGCAUUUUGCGUGCGAAUGUGUGCAUGCAUGCGUGUGCGAAUGAGUGCGUGCGUGUGCUUGGUAGACCUUUGCGUGUCGUGCAUCGAAUCGGUUUUGGUUGCUGGCGUAUGUUUUCCCCGGUGUACUUUUCACAACUCCCCCCCCCCUCCUUAUCGUUCCCCCUCCUCUCAACUCCAAGCAAGGCAUAGGUGGUUUUGUCGUUGUUGGUUGACCUCGCUUCUUGUUUCUCUCUUUUCUGUGGCCAUCACCACAACUCUUCCCCAACCCACGACACAUUCUUCGUUGAUGGGUCUACCCCUCUUCCGAUUAUGCUGCUCUGCUCAUGAGCAAAAAAAAAAAAUCACUCUC